Pseudonaja textilis is the source of this 969-nucleotide messenger RNA. It is a transcript of the gene TNFSF11, whose product is annotated as TNF superfamily member 11. Gene Ontology annotation, cellular component: membrane. Gene Ontology annotation, biological process: immune response. NCBI's taxonomy places the organism in Eukaryota, Metazoa, Chordata, Lepidosauria, Squamata, Elapidae. The record is from RefSeq and is a predicted model, not a curated record. Gene Ontology annotation, molecular function: tumor necrosis factor receptor binding.
AUGCGGCGCGCCAGCCGAGACUAUUCCAAGUACCUGCGCGGCGCCGAGGAGCUGGGGGCCGGCGGCGCCGAGGGCGGCUCUCCCCCUUCGCCUUCCUUGCAGCCGUCCGGACUUACGUCCUCCCCGUCUCACUCUCCGUCCGCCUCCCGAGCCCUCCUGGCCGCCCUGGUCCUGCUGGGCCUCGGCCAGGUCAUCUGCAGCCUGGCGCUCUUCCUCUACUUCAAAGCGCAGAUGGACCCUCACCGAAUUUCUGAAGAGGAUACCAACUGUUUACGGUCCUUCCUGAGACUUCCAGAGAACGUAGAUCUGCCAGAAGCCACCUUGGCCAACCAAGAGACGAGGCUGUUGUCUGAAUCAUGUCGAAGGAUGAAGCAGGCUUUCCAAAGAGUAAUGCAAAAGGAGGUCCAGCGUCUGAGCGCUGGAAAAGACCAGUCAAGAUUGGAGAAAUCCACAAUGGGAGCUUCCUGGUCAGAUUCCCCCAAGAAAAGCAAACCGGAGAAAGCACCGUUUGCUCAUCUUAUAAUCGAUAGCCACAAUAUUCCAUCUGGCACCGGGAAAGUGAAUCUUACAUGUUGGCACCAUGACAAAGGCUGGGCAAACGUGCUGAACAUGACCUUCAGUGACGGCAGGCUCAUAGCCAAUCACGACGGCUUUUACUACCUGUACGCCAACGUGUACUUCAGGCACCACGAAACGUCGGGCAACCUGACUGGCCAGACGCUGCAGCUGAUGGUGUACGUGACCAAAACCGAUGCCAAGCGGAGAAACUCGGUCGUCCUGAUGAAAGGCGGAAGCACCAAGAACUGGUCGGGCGAAUCCGAGUUUCAUUUUUUCUCGGUCAACGUCAGCGGGUUCUUCAAACUGAAGUCGGGAGAGAUGGUGAGCCUCCAGGUCUCCUAUCCUUCCUUGCUGGACCACUCCCCGGAAGGAACUUAUUUUGGCGCUUUUAAAAUAAGAGAUAUCGAUUGA